Messenger RNA from Eremomyces bilateralis CBS 781.70, 2393 nucleotides. Its product is annotated as DNA/RNA polymerase. The transcript has 2 exons. Lineage: Eukaryota; Fungi; Ascomycota; Dothideomycetes; Eremomycetales; Eremomycetaceae. Gene Ontology annotation, cellular component: nucleus. The coding region runs from base 375 to 2231 and encodes 618 amino acids. The record is from RefSeq and is a predicted model, not a curated record. Gene Ontology annotation, biological process: error-prone translesion synthesis. Gene Ontology annotation, molecular function: DNA-directed DNA polymerase activity; damaged DNA binding.
AAGGACCUUCAGCUUGCGGCCUCGAUAUAAUAUGAUACUCCAUACUACGUAUUCUAAUUCCUAUGUACUAAGGGGGCAAAUGACAAUAGAAUUCAUUGGAAGUUCCUCACCCCGGCUCAUGGCUCGCCCCCUGUUCUGACAUGGUUGUUGAUUGUUGGGUGACAUGGAUUGUUUCGCUUUCAUCACUUUCAUCGCUUUCCAGUCACGCGUGACGCGUUGUAUGGAGAAUCACGCUUUGAAGAAUCGAAACAUUGCUCGCAGACCCCGCGGCUUGUGGCGGACAACACCAAAGUCUGCAAGUAGCAUCCCUUGGACCGUGUUGGCGAGAGAUAUCUGCCUAUGAACUAGUGACUACAUCUACAGCAUGGUACGACAUGCACGAUGAGCCAACUGUUGCCGGCCCUUCUGGACUGCCGGAGGAGGAGAGAGAUGGGGAACAUGAUACCUUGAAAUACAGCCUGCUUGGACCGUCGUUAACAAAAGCUGGACAGGAUGCGGUGGAUCAGAAGAAGGUCUCGGAGAUCAUCUACCACGCCUCUAAAGGCUCCAAGUUCUUCAAUAACGAAGAAGUCAAAGACCGGACUCUCACCGAAAAAAUCACCCGCAUCCUAGCCCGUAAACGCCAGCUCGAGCGCCUCGAUCUUACCUCCGACAUCCGUCGCGCAGACGACUACAUCGCCGAACUCGACCUCGGCCGCGACCUCUCCCAAGUCGUCGUCCACCUCGACUGCGAUGCCUUCUACGCCGCCGUCGAGGAACUGGACCGUCCCGAGCUGAAGAACCUCCCCUUCGCCGUCGGCAAGGGCGUGCUCACGACAUGCAAUUACGAGGCGCGGAAGUUCGGUUGCCGCAGCGGCAUGGCGAGCUUCGUGGCCAUGAAGCUCUGCCCGAAGCUGAUAUGCCUGCCGUUGAACUUCGAUAAGUACUCCGCGAAAGCGGAGGAGGUGCGCGCCGUCAUCGCGCGAUAUGACCCGCGAUUUGAGAGCGCGAGCAUCGACGAGGCGUAUUUGAAUGUUACGGAGUAUUGCAGACUACACGAACAGACGCCGUGGGACGCCGUGGCGCAGAUGCGGGAGGAGAUCCACGAGACGACGAAGAUCACGGUGUCUGCGGGCAUCGCUGCAAACGCGAAAUUGGCGAAGAUCGCAUCGAAUCAGAGGAAGCCGAAUGGGCAGUUCCAGAUCGCGCCGGAGCGGGAUACGAUCAUGGAGUUCAUGCGCGAUCUGCCGACGCGAAAAGUCAACGGUGUCGGACGCGUCUUCGAGCGCGAACUCGACGCCGUCGGCGUCAAGACAUGCGGUGACAUCUACGCCGAACGCGGCCUCCUCAAGAAGCUAUUCGGCGAGAAGGCAUUCCUGUUUCUCAUCCAAUGUUACCUGGGCCUCGGCCGCACAAACAUCCAGCCGGCGGAGGAAUCCGAAAGGAAGAGCGUUGGGACUGAAAGCACCUUCGGUGACCUCAGCGGCAAAGACGUGCUGCGCGCAAAGCUGCGAUACAGUGCGGACGAGCUCGAGAAGGAUCUCGAGCGCACGCAGGUGAAGGGCCGAACCCUCGUCCUGAAGAUCAAGCUGCACACGUACGAAGUCUACACGCGCCAGGUCGUCACCCCAUUCGCGGUCCACAAAGCCGACGAUCUCUACCGGUUCGCGCUGCCCAUCCUGGCCAAACUGGAGAAGGAGAUGGGGGACCUGAAGCUCCGAUUGAUGGGUCUUCGGGUGACGCACCUCGUUAGCACAAAGAAAGAAGGGAUCGAUUUCUUCGGAAUGCAUGCGCGUCCGAAACCGCCGUCUGAGAGCGUGAAGGCGAAGGUUGAGGACGAGGGCGAGUGGGAGGUCUGGCCCGAGGAGGAAUUCGAAGAAGCCGCACGUCAGGAACGGCAGGAUGAGAUGAACGAAAUCGAGGCGCUCAGCCAAGAUCCCCAGGACGCAGUUGACCGCGGAGACGAUCCUCCUGCCGAAGGACCAACGCAGCCUCAAGCCUCAGAGUCGUGGUUCUGCCCGAUCUGCUCACUCCCCCAGCCUGCCAACGACCGAGUAUUCAACGCGCAUAUCGACUUCUGCCUUUCGAAGCAGACCAUCCGUGACGCGGUCAAGGACACGAGCGAUGCCAUGCCCGAUCGAGGACCGCGCAAAGAUCCCACGACGAAACAACCUGCAACCGUGCGAGGGCGCAAGAGGAAGAUGGCUGAGACGAGGGAUCGGCCGUUGAAGCGGUCUCCGUUUACGAUGUGACGAAUUUCAUGAGGGUGCAUUGCAUGGUUUGGGGUUGGUAGUGUACAUAAGUCGCUUGUUUAAAUCUCUAAACAAUGCAGGUAUUUUGCUAUGUAUUUGUCAACUUAACCAUGACCCUGUUCUUCGGAUUCCUUUUUUAGGACCCCAGACAGAUCUCUACAG